Molecule: messenger RNA, 891 nt
Organism: Penicilliopsis zonata CBS 506.65
Lineage: Eukaryota; Fungi; Ascomycota; Eurotiomycetes; Eurotiales; Aspergillaceae
Exons: 1
Coding region: 13-777 (254 amino acids)
Source: RefSeq, a predicted model, not a curated record
CCUACCUAUUAUAUGUCUACCUUAUACCACAGAUAUCAAAGAACAGACGAAGCACGAAGGAAAAUGAGUCAAGAUCCCAAACAACUCAUCGAAUGCAUGGCCUCCUUCGUGACAGCCUGCAUGGGCAACCACGACCCCUCGCACAACCCAGCCCACGUCCACCGCGUGGUCUCGCUGGCGCAGAGCAUUCUGCGCGCAGAACAGAGCCUGUUCCCCGAGAAGAAAUAUGACUCUACCGUCGUGACGCUGGCUGCUCUCCUCCACGACAUAGGAGAUCGGAAGUACCUUUCGAACGUGACGGGAUUUGGAUCCGAUGCGUCGGUCCAACUCAACCCCAACAAAAUGGUCGAACACGUCCUGCUAAAGCAUGGCGCGGAUCCCCUUCUCGCCGAACGGGUCCAAACCAUCGUCUCGCACGUCUCGUUUACGACCGAGUGUGCUGAUCCGGACCGGGUCGCGAGGCUGAUCGCAACAGAAGGGGAACACGGCUACGCAGAGCUCGCCAUCGUCCAGGACGCAGAUCGCCUCGACGCCCUGGGUGCUAUCGGCAUCGGGCGGACUUUUACCUUCUUAGGUGCCCAGGGCCGCAAGAUGGUCCCCGAGGGGGGCGUGUGGGAGAUGGACAACUCCAUCCGGCACUUUGGAGAGAAGCUGGAGCGGCUGGAGGGCAUGAUGAAGACGCAGACCGGGAGGGAGAUGGCCAAGCUUCGCACGGAUCGGUUGCGACAGUUUCGCGGGUGGUGGGAGGAGGAGAUGGAUUUGGCGAGAGAAUCAUGAUAGUACCUUUUAUCAAUUACGAUUUGCAGUAAUAAAAGAACCAAUCUGUCCUAGUAUAGCUACUAGUAGUCUUAUUUAUGUAUUAUCGCCACCGUCUAUCAAUUUGCCCUGCCU